GUGAAGCCACCAAAGAACUGAAAAUGGAGGGAGAGGGCUCGACUCAAGCUGCAGAAGCAGUGCUAGAAUCCCUAAGAACCAGAGGGUGGUGCAUCGGCGACAUCGACCAAGUGAAAGCCUUAGUCGUAAUACAUACUGCUCUUUCGGAUGACGGCGACACUUGUUCGGUGGCGGACUCCAUUGAAUCGGAGCUGCUCAACAUGGACCUUAAGUCUAUCGGAGCUAAGUCCCUACCAGACUCGAAUCUCCUCCGCAAAACGCCUUAUCUUCAAGGACCUAAAGUCCUUCAGAUAUCUUCUGUGCGAGACAUAUCUGUAAGUAGUAUAGGGGAAUUUUCUGAUUCAAGUAGCCGGCGCCUUCUACGAUUCAUUCUUACUGAUGGGCACAGCGAGAUAACUGCGGUAGAGUACUCUCAUAUACCGCUUAUUCCUAAAGAUGUUGUUCCUGGUGCUAAGGUUCGACUGGAAAAUAAAGCUCCCGUACAUAGUGGUAUACUAUGUUUGAACCCCAAAGUAGUAACUCUAAUAGGAGGUGUUGUGCAACCACUUUAUGAAGAAUGGCAAAUGAUCCAAAAAUAUUCGGGUAUCUCCCGUUCAUCUAUGAGAUUAUCUCAGGAAACUGAUAGUGGUGGUCCUCCUCCAUUUGAGAAGUUGCAAAUUGCAGCAUCAUUUUCACGAUCUUCUCAGCAAGUCAAACCUUCUGAUAAUAUUGCUUCUACAUCAAAAAGCAGUGUGCCUCCUGCUGCAAAUACCCAGUUUAGGCUGCCUGAUAUGCAACAGAGAGGUAAUAGCUCUGAUGAUAAAGAAAGAACCAAGUCGCUUAUCAAAGAAAGGAUUGGGGAAGAACCAAGACUGAUCGAAGGCGCAGUGGCUCAAUCUGGACGUGUUCGAUAUCAAGCAAUUGCUCAAAUGCAUUUCCAGAGUACAGGUCAUCCAAAUCAGUACCCUAGAGGGCAAAAGCAUUGGGGUAAAGAUAAACAAGAAGAGCAACAGGUUUUCACUUUUGACAGCAAACUUGAGUCUACCUCCAAAAGCAGCGUAUCUGCCCUCGUGGAAACUGCUGAAAUUAGUCAGAUCAAGUUCUACACACAUCAUAAUACAGAUGAAAUUGAUGAUAAGUUGACAACUCCCGCUGCUGUAGAAAAUGUUGAUCAAAAGCCAAGUAACUAUGAAAGAAGACCAAAGGAAGUAGCUGAAGCAGUGCCCGUCCAAAAUCAAGCAGCAGCCCAAAAGCUCCUACAGAAAAUGAGUACACCAAGUCAAGGUGAUCAGUAUUUUAAAGGUCGACGACGCAAGGGGAAGGGCAAACAAGUAGAGGUUCCAGUUUUCACUCUAGAUGAAUGGGAAAAGACGAAAGCUGGGUCAAACCACCAAUUGAAAACUGAUCUUCCAGAGACCAGUUGUGAUGAGGACAUUGCAUGGCAGCUUCAGAACCAACUUGAUAUGGAAGAUUCUCAUGUACAAAUGGGUGUACAGAAUAAAGUGGCAGAUGAUAUUAAAAUGAGCAUGUUUGAUUAUGAAAGAGAUUAUGGAAUGGAACGUGGAGGUGGAGGUGGAGGUGGAGGUGGAGGUGGAGGUGGAGGAUGGGGCAGGGGAAGAGGAAGGGGGAGGGGGAGGGGGAGGGGGAGGGGAAGAUUUCGUUAGAUUUGGCUUGGGCUUCUUUUUUUAUCUAUAAUCUACCUUUUUUGUGUUUUGAAUUUGCAGUUCUUCAGGUUUUUUCCUCCUUCCCCAGCUACACUUGGUUGAUUAGUGAUCACCGAGAUAGAAUACAGAAAAUUUUCUCAUAGAGUAAUUGAGAAUCGCAGAAUCUGAAAUAUGGUUCCCAUAUCAUAGAUAUAGGUUUUUAAUGUUGCUUUGACAUCACGCAUAUUCAGGGUGUUUUCCCAUUCUUUUGUAGCACACAACGGUUAUUUGUUUUCACUCUUAUUUAUGCAGAUUGAGGAUAUCCCAUUUGUGUUGCUGUUUUUGUUAUUUUAAUCAUCUUACCUGGAAUUUGGAAUUUGAUGACCA
Molecule: messenger RNA, 2009 nt
Organism: Jatropha curcas
Lineage: Eukaryota; Viridiplantae; Streptophyta; Magnoliopsida; Malpighiales; Euphorbiaceae
Product: tudor domain protein (DUF1767)
Cellular component (GO): nucleus
Source: RefSeq, a predicted model, not a curated record